Molecule: messenger RNA, 2836 nt
Organism: Microstroma glucosiphilum
Lineage: Eukaryota; Fungi; Basidiomycota; Exobasidiomycetes; Microstromatales; Microstromataceae
Product: glycoside hydrolase
Exons: 1
Coding region: 278-2629 (783 amino acids)
Source: RefSeq, a predicted model, not a curated record
CUCCUAGAUCAUCCUCUACCCCAGGAAAGUGCAAUACUCUGCCCUCUGAAUCACUAGUCCAGUCUUGCAAGAGACUGCCAACCAGUGUCUAUCCCUGUGGGCAAAUCGACUGGCACACUGUCUGUCAAGUCAUCUUCGAGGGCUCAACGAACAACCUCCCUCAGUCUUCGACACUCCUGAUCCUUUGGUCUGAUUUGUCGUUGCGUCCGAUCUAUCCACUGCCCCCCUCUGGGCCACUGAUCUACCUAGCUCUACUAUCCUCGCUAUUUAGCUCGACAUGUCGCUUCCUCUGGGCUUCUCGCCCUUUGACGAUUACGACAGUCCCUAUGCCUCGACCAAUGCUGCCAUCCGCAGGCAGAGCCGUCCUAUGGGACAGGGGACCCCUGGGCAAACCACACCUACGUCGUCCUUCCAGCAGCAGCAAAGUCGCAGGCCCUCGCAAGGCAGUUUCACUCCUGGUCAAGUCGUAGAUGCGCCCCCACGAAGAUCAUCACCUCCGCCUCCUAUUCCUGCCGCAGAGGACUUCGGCAGCAGCAAAAGAUUCAGCAGCGCUCGCAAACCAUCGAUGGACGCAGCAGGUGUGCGACACAUUGCCAAGCCCAUGCCACUUGGUGCGCCCUGGGCCGAAGACGGUAGCACCUCAACGCCCCCUCGAAGCCCUGUGGCCAUGCCAACACGAUCACCACCUGCCAGUCCACGCUCGAACCCUGGCAGUCCAUCGUCAUACAGUAAUGCUGGUACUUCAUCACCGUCAUUGCCAACACGACGGUCACCGCCACCGCCGCCAGCCGCCCGUGCCUCUGCAGGCUCCACCAGCGGAGCUGCCAAACCUGCUCAAUAUCCGCCUACGCAGUCACAGAGAAAGUCUGUCCCCGUCCCUAUGCCCGUGUCUUCAUCCUUGCCCGAGCCUGCCGAGCCCCCGGCGGCUUCAAAAGUAGCCCUGGCUACGCCAGCCGACGUCGAGAGCAACGAAGCCACUACCCAGGCUCCGGCAAUGCGACAAGUCGGCUCCGUCCACUCAGAAGAGGACGACGAGGCCGACCACAUGGUUUCGCCUGUCACCUCUGACGAUGAGAUUGAGCACAAUGCUGGCGACUUCCGUACACCGACAGAAGAGGAAGCACCCGCACCCAUGGACAGCGAAGGCAGAACGUCGCAGCCAUCUUACGGACGAGACGCCGGCGGUGCCGCCGGACUCGGUGCUGCUGCUGCGCUAGCUUCUGGCAGCUCUUUCAACAAUGUCUCUCCCCGUCGUGCAAGGGAUGCGCCUAAUGCUGCACCGCACACUUCUUACGACAUGGGCGGUGCGGGCCCAUUCAACGAAAAGAACACAUCAGAGGACCGAGCACUUCUCACCGGUGCCAGCGGCGCCGGAGCUGGCGCAGCUGCUGCAAACCGUUCGUACAAGCCUCUCAACGAAGGGUCUCGAGGUGGAUGGAGUGACUCACACGGUGCUGGUGCCGGUGCUGGCGGAGCUGCCGGUGGCUCAGCCCUCGGUCGUUCUUGGCGAGCUCACAAGAAGAGGUGGAUCAUUGGUCUCAUCCUGCUGAUCGUGGUCAUCCUCGCUGCCGCCAUCGGUGGCGGUGUCGCUGGCUCUGGCGGCUCCUCUAGCGCUUCGAACAGAUCCUCUAGCGGCAGCAACAGUGGCUCCGGCAGUGGAUCCAGCAGUGGUUCCAACAGCAAUGGCUCAGGCAACGGAGGCACCAAGACUUCCGGCGUCGGCCCGCUCGACUCCAGGCUGACAAAGUCUUUCUACGGUAUGAACUACGCCCCACAAGACUCAAACUUGACUGCUGGUUGCGGAGCCAACAUCACAGGUGUCAUUCACGACGUCACUAUUCUGACGCAGCUCACUUCGAAAGUGCGCUUGUUGGGCUCCGCGUGCAACGAAACAGCCAUGGUGCUCGACGCCAUCGACCGCCUCGGAGUGGACAUGCAGGUGUGGCCGGCAGUCGCCCUUACCGAUGACAUGACUCCUACGUCCGUCGCCUUUACGACGCAAUUGGACAACAUCUCCUACGCCUUUGACACCUUUGGCACUGCCAACAUCGGCGGUGUCUCUGUCGGCGACGAGUAUCUCACAUCAAGCGGCUCCUCUUCCCAGCUCGAAGCUUUCAUCACAGCCGUCCGUAGGCUCGUCACAGCCAAUACCGAUUGGGGAACGGUGCUCGUGGGUAGUGCUGAGACCUCGUCGGUGUGGACGGCUGCUCUAGCCAGGCAAGUCGACUUUGUCUUUGCAAACGACGAGUCUUACGACGAAGGAGACGUAGGCGCCGAUGCCGCUGCCUAUGCGUACCAAUCCUACCAAGAUUUCGUAGUCGAAACCAUUGCCAGUGCCUCGAACGACCCUCCGUCGUACAUCUCCGCCAUCGGCUGGCCGUCGGCCGCACAGAGCGGCACAAGUACGACGCUUUCGAGCUUGACCAAUGUGCAAGCCAUGCUGGACUCCUAUGUUUGCGAGGCCAACACCAACGGCACCGGUUACUUCUGGUUUGAGCUUUACGACGCCGCGCCUGCCGAUAUCACACCGACGGGCACUCCCAAUACUGCCGUUCCUGGCUACUGGGGUCUGUUCGAUUCGGACAAAAAUCUCAAGGACCUGACAUUGCCCGACUGCCCUCUAUCAUAACGGUUGUAGCAAGCGAUCGGCGCAGAGACGAGAGUGGCACCGGAUAGAGAAGGCACAACCAUGGCGCAUCCGCCUGGUUCUUGAAAGCAAAAGACCGCAACUUAACAUCGGCGCCUCGGCACCGAUGAUCAUGAUGACCCCAAUGGACAAUAGCAGAUCUCGCCUUCUCUUUCUUCUCGUGGCCCCGCCUCUGCUCUCCGGUUCUUC